Messenger RNA from Hyaloscypha bicolor E, 378 nucleotides. RefSeq lists its product as uncharacterized. The record is from RefSeq and is a predicted model, not a curated record. NCBI's taxonomy places the organism in Eukaryota, Fungi, Ascomycota, Leotiomycetes, Helotiales, Hyaloscyphaceae. The coding region runs from base 1 to 378 and encodes 125 amino acids. The transcript has 2 exons.
AUGAGCAACAUCAUCCAGCAAAUGGAUCCUCGCCCCAAUCCACAAGUGGUUACAAACGAUUAUGAUCUGGUCGACCCUAACGGCAACGUUAUCCUUCCGCUACUUUGGGAUGCGGUUGUGCAAGAUGGCAUGAUUAUCACGCUGCGCCCGAAGCAGCCCGUGGUAGUUCCGCCAGUAGAGGUCCAGCAACUCCAGGCGGAUGUCCAGCAGCUCCAGCCACAAGUUCAAGCACUCCAGCAGCUCCGGCCACAAGUUCAGGCACUCCAGCAGCUCCAGCCACAAGUUCAGGUACUCCAGCAGGGGAUGGAGCGGAUGGAGCGGAGAGUCCGCAAUGUUAAUCAAAAGCGUAUCUCCAUUCUUAGAUGGUUUACAACUUAA